Cydia fagiglandana is the source of this 2352-nucleotide messenger RNA. RefSeq names its product synaptotagmin-5-like. Gene Ontology annotation, cellular component: exocytic vesicle; plasma membrane. Bases 1 to 1545 code for a protein of 514 amino acids. The transcript is spliced from 9 exons. Lineage: Eukaryota; Metazoa; Arthropoda; Insecta; Lepidoptera; Tortricidae. The record is from RefSeq and is a predicted model, not a curated record. Gene Ontology annotation, biological process: regulation of calcium ion-dependent exocytosis; cellular response to calcium ion; regulation of dopamine secretion. Gene Ontology annotation, molecular function: SNARE binding; calcium ion binding; clathrin binding.
AUGACCAAUAGCUUGGAAAACUCAGCGGAGAAUAUUCUCAAAAAUCUCCAAGAAAUUGAAGGUCGAGAAAUAAUGGAGUUUCACGGUAAUGCAUGGAGCGCGCUGGGCGGCGCCGUGGUCGGUGCUGGAUCGGUGCUGGUCGUUGCUGCUUUCAUACUGCUGUGGAGGAAGCCGCGGAAGAGGGAGCCACCGCUGCUGGCACCGAUGGAUGUCGGGCAAAACGAAAUGCUGAUCUCCAAAGAGCAAUGCCGUGUCCAGCCGCUCAGCUCCGAGACGCGGGCAGCUAGCUCGCUCCCACACGCCCGUCUCGCUCGCACACCCUCCAUUUCAUCGCAAAGCAGUUUGGACAGCGCCACCUCUAGGGCUACGAGCCACCGUGGAUCUUCCCCAGCCAUCCGCACAUUCGCCCCCGACGGCCGCACGCUCGAGGCCGGCGGCCCGGGGCCUCGCUCGCCGUCGCCGCUGCGCGCGGCCUCGCUGGACGUCCGCGCGGCCCCCAUGGCGGGGUCUCUGGCCUCGCUCGCAGACUCGCCGACGCCGUCGAGCCCAAGGCAUCUGCCGCCGAGGUGCUUGUCUCCGUUGCUGAUGCCUCCGAGACGGAUAGACCGCAGCAAUUCCCUGGUGGAAAGCAGCAGCGGCGCCCCCCUCUCGCCCGGCGCCCCGAGCGCCCUCGGAGCCCUACAGCCCGCGUUGUACACCAAACGGGAAGCCCCCUUGCUUAUAGAGCUGGAGGGCGCUGGCCCGUCGCUCGGACGGCUGCAUCUGAGGCUCAAAUACGACUUCGACCGGUCGGAUUUGGAGGUGCAUCUUAUUGAGGCCCACGACUUAGCCGGCUACGAAGCGGGGGGUUUCAACGACCCCUACGUGCGUGUGACCCUGCUCCCCUCCGUGGACACCCGCACGCGACAGACCCCCGUGCACCGGAACGAGCCGAACCCCUUCUUCGACCAGCACUUCAAGUUCCCCGUGUCACACGAUGAGCUGCGGGACAAGACGCUGCUGUUGCAGGUCUUCGAUUAUGACAGAUUCUCGCGGAACGAAGUAAUGGGUUCAGCCAAAGUCUCCCUAUCCCGAGUAGAAGUGGCUGGAGGCACAGAAGUAUGGGCAGAGCUGUCCCGGGAACGCAGACCGCCAGAGGAGCUGCAAGAACUGCUGCUGUCCCUUUCUUACCUACCGUCUGCUGAGAGACUGACCGUUGUCGUGUUGAAGGCUAGGAAUCUGUUGCCGCCUCAAGAAGGAAAGGAUGCGUUAGAUGUGUACGUGAAAGUGUACCUCCUGGUGAACGGCAAGCGAGUGAAGAAGAAGAAGACGAACAGGAAAGAGAUAAACAAUCCAGUAUGGAACGAGGCCCUGUCUUUCAGCCUGGCGUCCGGACAUUUAAACGAGGCUUCCAUUGAGGUGUGCGUGGUGACGGGUGGCGGCAGCGGCCUGGUUGUCGGCUGGUGCUGCGUGGGCGCCGCCGAGCCCGCCGCCGAAGGCCGUCACUGGGCGCAAAUGGCCCAGGAGACGCGCAAAGCCGUCGCCAUGUGGCAUACGCUCAGAUAGACGGGCAACGGGUUGAAGAGGACGAGACAGCCGUAGCCAAGAUGACAAUCGUUUAUCUUUUAUCCAUAGUCUAAUAAAACAUGGUCUUCUCUUCCCAGAGUGACACAAGCCUACGUCACAAUAACAUAGCCGCUAUAUAUAGCGCUAUCGCAUAUUAUCAUAUAGCGCUGUCGCAUGAUGACGUAGGCUUGUGUCAGUCAGGUGACCUAGAAAAGACGGGAAGUGAGUACCAGGCGGAGUAUAUUAUUAUACCAUGUCUUUUAUCCACAAACACCAAGAACUAUAGAAGUCUAGAGCUCAAGAUGACCCCACGUGUAUUGUGCCGCAAGCGUCUUAACUGUACAAUCGACGUCAAAGAUAUGUUUACGCUUUUGCACCUUACUCCUUUGUAAUAAGGCGAAAAAUGUAAACAUAAUAAAUAUCUUUGACGUCGACUGUACAGCGCAUGUUGACAGCGUAAAUCUUAGAGGAUAUAACCAAUGGAGACGCCAUGUCUAAAAUUUUCGGUACAAAAUAGUCUGCCGUUUUUUGCGGGGGAGGGGCACAUCAAUGUAUAGGUACGUCAUGUCAGAUAAACGUCAAUCCAUACAUAUGGUUGACAUGUGGUUGACCAUUGGCCGCCUAUUUUCGACAGAGGGGAACGCCUGUUAAUGGCGGCUCCAGAGGCGUAAAUAUAGUAAUGCCGCGCAAGAGAUUUAACAUAAGUAUUUUUUUGCGUGAAAUUGUGUCUUGGGUACGUAAUAUUCAAAGCUUCGACGCCCAUCGACAAGUAAAAAUUGGACGACAGAUUCACACGAUAAUAGGGGG